CUCCCCUACAUCUAUACCCCAUUACUGUCGCUGGCCGGUUUAUCAAAGCCGUAUUUCUGGAAUGGGUCUCUUCAGCUCAAACGACAAUGAACCGGUGAGACCGAUGUCAGGCAUCGGACGGCCGUUAGGAGUGAUCGAACACUUUACACGACAUCAGUCCGAGUUCACGCUGAAGCUGCGCGAAAAGAAAUUAUCCAUCACAGGUGACGACUAUGAGAUCACGACUCCAGACGGACGAGUAUUCUUCGUCAUGAAAGGCAAAGUGUUCUCGCUGAGGUCCCGGAAACUCCUCUGCGAUGCGCAGGGACACCCUAUUGUUAAUAUCCAGGACAAGAUCUUUACGUUUUUCAAGCAAUUCCGGAUAUUCCCUGGGGAAAGAGAGGAGCCCGAGAUCUGUCAUGUCAAGCAGCAUUUCAAGAUGAUAGGAGAGAAACUCACCGUCCAUUUUACCAACUUCGACGGCCAGGAAGUCGAGCUGCUGGUCAAGGGAUCGUUCAUUGACAAACACGCCGAGAUCUACCUCGGAGACAUCCCAGUGGCUCGGAUCAACAGGAAAUUCAUGAACGUCGGCCAAAUAUUAUUCGAUCAGCAGACGUAUUAUUUGACAGUAGCUCCCGGAGUGGACAUAGCGAUGAUGACCGCUGUAUGCGUCUGCUUGGACGAAGUCGCGAAUGACAAAGAUUGAUACGCUUGGGAUAUCGUGAUUCGCCGGCUACGACAGAAUGAUACACUUUCAGCACUAUACAUAGAUUCUUCGAGGGCAGCUACUUCCCGCGUCAUGGCACAACUUACACAUUACUCACAUACAAGCGACGGAGCAUUCAUCAUGACGUUAGUUACUGCAAGCAUGUGCAUUAAGAAAUGCCGAGAGCAUUCGGAAGCGUUUCUUCGCAAGGUCCGACGAAUAGGAAAUCCGCAUUUCUAUCGCUUUCAGUGGGUUCCAAAGUGAAGAUGGCGACUUUGCCACCCCUGUCUUUGACUGUCUUCGCAAAGCCUGCGGCCGGAUACACCAGCGAUGAAGUGCCGACUACAAUCAAGAGUUCUGUCCAGUUAAGCUCUCUCGCUAUCUCUCCCAGACCGUCUGGCACUUCUCCAAACCAUACCACGGCGGGUCGGAGUAGUCCCCCGCAUCGACCGUACCUGUUUGAUCCCUUCCAAUUUGGCCCGCCGCACCGUGGCAGCUGGUCAACAGGAAUAUCAAGUUCGCCCGCGUUUUCCCUUGUAACAUUUGCAAGGGCCGGACUGAGAGGUCUAUCAUAGGUAAAGUUGACGUGCUUGCACUGUAGACAGAUGGUCUUGAACGCCGAACCGUGCAUCUCUAUAAGU
Gloeophyllum trabeum ATCC 11539 is the source of this 1326-nucleotide messenger RNA. RefSeq lists its product as uncharacterized. The transcript is spliced from 5 exons. NCBI's taxonomy places the organism in Eukaryota, Fungi, Basidiomycota, Agaricomycetes, Gloeophyllales, Gloeophyllaceae. The record is from RefSeq and is a predicted model, not a curated record. Bases 62 to 685 code for a protein of 207 amino acids.